AUGGUUGUAAAGCAUAAAUACAACGGCAAAGCACUUAUUGGMCACACUUUCAUGACCAUACAAGCAAAUGAUGCGGAGUUCUGCCCAUCUCUUUGUUUCAUGCACAUGGAACGUGGAUGUAUCUCAUGCACAUUUGACACUCAGAAACUGCAGUGCAAUCUUAGCAACUCGGAUCCAACCAUGCACCCAGAACAUCUUGUGGACACAAAGAAUGCGAUCUUUUGGAGUACAGAGAAUACUUGCAGCUGUUCGUCCAAGAACAUGAGCUGUAGUUACAGCGUUAUUCUCAACGAUUACCACUGCUACUGUAAGCUUGGAUACGGAGGUCCUAACUGUGAAACUGAUUUGAAUCUCAUCGCCAUUUAUCCACUGAAUUCUCRCUACCAAGCAAAAUCUUUACAGAGUGAUGCACCAGACGGUGUUAUCAGUAACGUCACAUGCUCUAAGGAUUUAAGCUCUCCACUUGGAGGAUCGUGCGAAUUCAAAGGUUUCCAAAGCAGUUAUAUCGAGAUACCAAAUUACGAAAAUGGAAAGCUCGAUCUCAAGGGCUCGAUGACAUUCCUKGCRUUCAUAAAUGUAGAGAGGGAAGGUCCUUUACUUCAGUAUAAUGCAAACACAUAUUCUGUUCAUUGGUGGGCCGUGCAAGACAUUAAUUUGUUCGUACGCAUGAAGGAAAGAUCCAUGCCCGCUCAAAAUCCUCCCRAARCCCGAUCUCCCAUUCCUAAAGGUCACUGGAACUAUGUUGGCAUGACUUACGACAGAUCUACUGGUGUGAAUAGUUUGUGGAUUGAAGGAGAACGGAACGCAUCGACAGCCAUAGGUAGUAUGGACAUGGCCACUCACUUUGAGGUGCGAAUGGGAGCUACAAACUUUGAUUCGCGUUCCUUAAAAGGAAAAAUUACCUGCCUCCAAGUCUACAAAAAACCUUUGGAUGAGUUUCAAAUUAAACAGGCGAAACACCAUUGUGAUAGAUACGUGUGAAUACCAUUUUAAAUGGUGGACACCCACUAAGAAAUGGACAGUCAGUUAAAACAAAGAUUAUGUCAUUACUUAGGACCAAAGUUAAAGUGCGAAUGACACCUUUUAGAAAAUCACUUUUAUCCGAAACAGUUGUGUAAAAAGAUAAAUUUAACACCUUAAAAUUUUUGAAAUAACGUUUCGGACGUUAAUCCUUCGUUGGAGUAAAGAGGAAGUGAUUUCACAUCCUUUUUUACGGUGUUAAAUUUAUCUUUUUACACAACUGUUUCUUUAGAAACACCGACGCAGCUCACACUAGUUAACCGCUAGUUUCCACCAUUUUAUCCGAAAGGUAACACGCUGCCAAGCACUUCUAUGAAGAAAGAAAUAGAUUUUGAAUUGUAUUUUCUGAGUUAUAGACAUUUGAAAAUUGAAAAUGCAAAUGAAGUGCCGUCAACUAAGGAAUUGAUGCAGACUUUUUACAUUGUUUGUUGUAAGCUACUCGUUCUUGAAGAGUUCAAAACAACAAUCAUAGUAAUAAUUUUGAGAUGAAAAUGCUUUUUCUCAAUGUAC
This is a messenger RNA of Exaiptasia diaphana, 1530 nucleotides long. RefSeq lists its product as uncharacterized. The transcript is spliced from 3 exons. Bases 1 to 981 code for a protein of 326 amino acids. NCBI's taxonomy places the organism in Eukaryota, Metazoa, Cnidaria, Anthozoa, Actiniaria, Aiptasiidae. The record is from RefSeq and is a predicted model, not a curated record.